UAUACUGCCGCGCAUGAAGCCUGAGCAAAUAUCUGGUGUCUAUAUAUAUACUGAACUGCUGUGAGACCUGGAGAAAGAUGGCCUACGCCGCAGUCCGAAGCCUGGUCUAUACUGCUGUGUGAAAGCUAGGGAAAGCUGGUAUAUAUUCUCGUACGAAACCUUAGCAAAACCUGGUCUCUGUACUACCGUGCAACCCCUGGGAACAUUAGCCGCUGACCCUACACGGAUACAUCACGGAGCUAGUUGUCGUACGGAAUGGCAACUCCCGUGUGCCUCGAUGAUUUUGAGAAGUACGCCGAGGCGCACCUAUCGCGUAUGGCGUGGGACUACUUUAGCUCCGGCUCCUUGGAGAUGACCACCGUUGCCGAGAAUCGUAAAGCAUUUCACAGGCUGAGAAUCCGGCCGACGGCGCUGUGUGACGUCAGCACGCGUGACGUAACGACGACGCUGCUCGGCGAACGCGUCGCCUGUCCGAUCGGCGUGUCGCCGACGUCGCUACAGUGCCUCGCGCACGCCGACGGUGAGGAGGCGUCGGCACGGGCCGCCGCCGCCCUGGACGUCUGCUACGUGCAAAGCACCUUCUCGACGCGCUCCGUCGCCGACGUCGUCGCCGCCGCGCCGACGGGCCUCAAGUGGCUGCAGGUGUUUCCGCUCACCGACUUCGGCAUCACCGAGCGGCUGAUCGCGCUCGCCGAGGCGGCCGGUUACCGGGCCAUCGUGUUCACCGUAGAUCACCCGGCGAAGCCGAGCAACUGGACGUUUUCGAGGCGGCCCGUGGGCCUUCCUCCGGGCGUCAGCAUACGUAACAUAGAGGCCGUGCUGCCUGGGGAGAUCGACGAGAGUAACGUCUACGCGCCCAAGCCAGGGCUGAAGCCGACUGGAAAGCUGUCGUGGCACGUCGUGGAGCGGGUGAGGCAGCUGACGAAGUUGCCCGUGAUACUGAAGGGCAUACUGACAGCCGAAGACGCCCGUCUAGCCAUCAACCACGGUGCCGCCGCUAUCUGGGUUUCGAACCACGGCGGACGCACCCUCGACGGUCAGCCGGCGGCGAUCGAAGCGCUACCGGAAGUCGUCGCGGCCGUCGGCGGCAGAGUGGAAGUAUACAUGGACUCGGGCGUGCGCACGGGAGCCGACGUGUUUAAGGCUCUGGCGCUCGGAGCCCGGGCCGUGUUCGUCGGGCGGCCGGUUUUGUGGGGUCUCGCCUACGACGGCGCCGACGGAGUGAAGAAGGUGUUGGAGAUUCUACGGGAGGAGCUGGAUUCUACGAUGGCCUUCGGCGGGUGUAGUUCGAUCGGGGAGAUCGUCGGGAAGUUGAGGGUGGUGCAUAAAAGCUACUAUAAGCAGUUCGUGCCGAAAUGAGGCGCGCAUCGAGAGAGAGGGUGGAAAGAUAGAUAGGUAGAUAGAUAGAUGAUAGAGAGAGGGGGAGAGGGAGA
Molecule: messenger RNA, 1433 nt
Organism: Priapulus caudatus
Lineage: Eukaryota; Metazoa; Priapulida; Priapulimorpha; Priapulimorphida; Priapulidae
Product: hydroxyacid oxidase 2-like
Exons: 4
Coding region: 256-1359 (367 amino acids)
Molecular function (GO): FMN binding; oxidoreductase activity
Source: RefSeq, a predicted model, not a curated record